UCAGGUCCUUAGGACACCCAGUCAACUCAAUAAGUGUGCCUUGCAAGUAAGACAUUUCCCUAGAAAGAGUUUCCAGAUUGUUUGAACUUCUCUGGCCACACAGCACGGGCAGCGAGGCGGUGGCAGCGAGGACCCGCGGCGGCUGCAGCAUGGGCCGGCUGGCCGGGGUGGUCUGCAUUUUCUGGAGCGCUCUACUCACAGCAAGAGCAAACCACGCACCCGGGAAGAACAAUGUGCCCAGGCUGAAAUUAUCCUACAAAGAGAUGCUGGAGUCGCACGGCGUGAUCACCUUCCACGGCCUGGCCAACAGCUCCAGCUACCACACGUUCCUGCUCGACGAGGAGAGGGGCAGGCUGUAUGUCGGAGCAAAGGAUCACAUUUUCUCCUUCAACCUGGUCAACAUCAAGGACUUCCAGAAGAUCGUGUGGCCAGUGUCGUACAGCAGAAGAGAUGAGUGCAAAUGGGCCGGGAAGGACACCCUGAAAGAAUGUGCUAACUUCAUCAAGGUGCUGAAGGCCUACAAUCAGACUCACUUGUACGCCUGCGGAACUGGGGCCUUUCACCCAAUUUGCACCUACAUUGAAGUUGGACAUCAUCCUGAGGACAACAUUUUUAAAUUGGAGGACUCACAUUUUGAAAACGGCCGCGGGAAGAGUCCAUACGACCCCAAAUUGCUGACGGCAUCUCUUCUAGUAGAUGGAGAGCUGUACUCCGGCACGGCCGCCGACUUCAUGGGGAGAGACUUCGCCAUCUUCCGCACCCUCGGGCACCACCACCCCAUCAGGACGGAGCAGCACGACUCCAGGUGGCUCAACGAUCCCAGAUUUGUCAGUGCCCACCUCAUCCCAGAGAGUGACAACCCAGAGGAUGACAAAGUGUACUUUUUCUUCCGUGAAAAUGCAAUAGAUGGCGAACAUUCUGGAAAAGCUACUCAUGCUAGAAUAGGUCAGAUAUGCAAGAACGACUUUGGGGGCCACCGCAGCCUGGUGAACAAGUGGACCACGUUCCUCAAAGCCCGGCUCAUCUGCUCCGUGCCAGGGCCCAGUGGCAUUGACACCCACUUCGAUGAACUGCAGGAUGUAUUCCUAAUGAACUCCAAAGAUCCUAAAAAUCCAAUUGUCUAUGGAGUGUUUACCACCUCCAGUAACAUUUUCAAGGGGUCGGCCGUGUGCAUAUACAGCAUGAGCGAUGUGCGGAGGGUGUUCCUGGGGCCCUACGCCCACAGGGAUGGUCCCAACUAUCAGUGGGUGCCCUACCAGGGCAGGGUCCCCUACCCACGGCCAGGAACGUGUCCCAGUAAAACAUUUGGCGGAUUCGACUCUACGAAGGACCUUCCAGACGAUGUCAUAACAUUUGCAAGAAGCCAUCCAGCCAUGUACAACCCGGUGUUCCCCAUUAACAACCGCCCCGUGAUGGUCAAAACGGAUGUGAAUUACCAGUUCACACAGAUCGUGGUAGACAGAGUAGGUGCAGAAGAUGGCCAGUACGAUGUAAUGUUUAUUGGAACAGAUGUUGGGACGGUUUUGAAAGUCGUCUCCAUUCCUAAGGAGACCUGGCAUGAUUUAGAAGAAGUUCUGCUGGAAGAGAUGACAGUUUUCCGGGAACCAACGCCUAUUUCAGCAAUGGAGCUCUCCACUAAGCAGCAACAGCUGUACCUGGGCGCGGCGGCCGGCGUGGCUCAGCUGCCCCUGCACCGCUGCGACGCCUACGGCCGCGCCUGCGCAGAGUGCUGCCUGGCCCGCGACCCCUACUGCGCCUGGGACGGAAACGCCUGCUCGCGCUACUUCCCCACGGCCAAGAGACGCACAAGACGACAGGAUAUACGAAACGGAGACCCGCUGACGCACUGCUCCGACUUACAGCACCCCGAUAAUCCCCACGGGCACAGUCUGGAGGAGAGGAUCAUCUACGGGGUGGAGAACAGCAGCACUUUCCUGGAGUGCAGCCCCAAGUCCCAGCGCGCGCUGGUGUUCUGGCAGUUCCAGCGGCAGAACGAGGAGCAGAAAGAAGAGAUCAGAGUGGAUGAGCACAUCAUCAGGACUGAGCAAGGGCUCCUGCUACGCAGCCUGCAGCGAAGGGAUGCGGGCACCUACCUGUGCCACGCUGUGGAGCACGGGUUCAUGCAGACGCUUCUCAAGGUGACGCUGGAAGUCAUCGACACAGAGCACCUGGAGGAGCUGCUGCACAGGGAUGAUGACGGGGAUGGAUCGAAGACCAGGGAGCUGGCCAGCAGCAUGACGCCUAGCCAGAAGGUCUGGUACCGAGACUUCAUGCAGCUCCUCAACCACCCCAACCUGAACACCAUGGACGAGUUCUGUGAGCAAGUUUGGAAGAGGGACCGAAAACAGCGCCGGCAGAGGCCAGGCCACACUCAAGGGAACAGUAACAAAUGGAAGCACUUACAGGAAAACAAGAAAGGAAGGAACAGGAGGACCCACGAGUUUGAGAGGGCGCCCCGGAGUGUGUGAGCUGCAUUACCUCUAGAAACCUCGAACAAGUAGCGACUUGCCUAGACAAUAACUGGAAAAAUGCAAUAUACACAAACUUGUUCCAUGGCAUUGCGUGGGUGUUUACAAUGGAGGAGAAGUCAACCAAGGUCCGCCAGUUAUAAAUUAAGUCCAUGAGUAACUUUCCUAACAGGCUUUCCCCUAACAUCGACAACUCCUAAGAGAGAUCACGGGUGAGCACAGAUGUUUGCCAUAGUGGACCGUUUCCUAUGAGAAUUCACUGUAAAAGUUCCACCUUCUUCUUUGCCUGAGAAAUAAAAAUGUCAUUUGCCACAUUGCCAUCUAACGGAGAAAAAUUGCAUCAGCAAAGCCAUUUUAUUGAACUAGAAGUUGAAAGUAAACUGCAUGGAUUUACUGAGCUGACGAAUAUUCCAAAAUAUGGUUGGAUGCAAAGAUAUUUUUUGUCUACCAGCACUCAUGUUUGUAUGUACUGGAGGAAGGAAAUAAGGAAAAUGAUACUGAAUGAAAUGGCCUGUGGAAAUAUAAAACACACAAACCAUCCACUGUCCAGAGGCAAAAUGGAAUACACUGAUCUACUACUGAUGUCUUCUUUCAGCUUUGACCUAAAGAUGUAUUUUAUUAAAACUAUAAUUUAAAUGUACCAUGACAGAUAUGCAGUGAAAAUUAGCUGUUUUUCUAAGCUAGAGUAGGUUUUUGUCUUACAGUUACUGUGCUACAUAGUUUGCUUUAAAAUUCCAAUUGUGUGCUGCUUUUUUUGACAUUUUGUUUUUAGUUCUGUAAGAGGGAUAGCUGGUAUUGUUCUAGAUACAUAUAUAUGUUAUUAACCAUUAAUUCCUAAAACCAAGAUAUAAAUUAUGCUUUAUUUUUCUGAGGAAAUCAAACAAAUGAAAGCUGUUCACACUUCCCCUUCUUUACCUAAUUUUAACUUGCAUAAUGUUCUUAGAAAAACAGAACCAGCAAAAAAGCGAAAAUUGGUUUGCUAAAUGCAUUUUAUCCUAUCUAAUGGAUCAAAGGAAAGAAAACGAUCUGAACAUCUCACAAAGAUAGUAAGCAGCAUCUUAAUAUAGUUAAUAGAAAAUGUCUCCUCAUUCUGUGCUUGAAUGUCAGCAUGCUAUGUGAGACGUAAAAUUCCUCUUAUGAUCCCACUAGGGAUUAAAUGGAUUGCUUAAUGAUUGUGGCAAAGACAGAGAAAUCAGUAGAAGGCAGGGCGACAUCUUAAAGGCAGAUUUCCCCACUGUUUACUUCUGAAUCAGCUCCUUUUAUCUCACCUUGCUGAAGAAAAUAACCCAUAUUGAGAACACAUUAUUCUUUCCAUGCCAGUGGGAACGAUUUUAUACACACCAGUUUCCAGGAAAGGAACCAGACUCACAAACUGUGAAACUCUUUGUGUGUUGCAAGAGCUUACAGAAUGAGGUGAAAGAUUUCUAGUCCUUGCCUUGCUUGUUGUCCUGAGAUGACUCUGCGCUCCAGGGGUGUGGGGUACCUGGGCCCUUCGGCCUCAUGUCCUGCUCCUUAGCAUGGCAGUUGGGUGUCAGGAGCCCUCCCCUGAGUCCUUCUCUAGGCACAAAACAACAGCUUCUUGCUAAUUAAAGAAGUGACACUGAAAUUUAACUCCACUUGUCUUGGGAUUCUAAUUAACUCAGCCUUAAUUUCUCACCUCCGACGACAGCAAAUUGUUAUUCCCAAUCAGCUGAACUAUUUCCCAGAUGGAAACUCAUGUUUCAGUUUUAAUGAUUAUUUGAAUAAGCAAUUUGUUGACAUUUGUUUCAAAUAAAAGCCUAAAAAUUAUCUUCAUCCAGUUUUAGGCUCCAUUGACUAAUAUGGUGCUGUUUUGGACAUACAUUUUCAAAGGGAAGUUGAAUUAUUAAACUAUUUGAAGAGCACACUCCUUACAGGAAACAGUGUUUGGAAUAUAAAUCAAAGAAUCAGGAGUGCUCCAAAAAUAGCUCAUUUUUUUCUACUUUAGUACAGUACCUUAACUGUAUUAAAAUUCAGUGUUGUAUUUCAUUCUACAUUUGCAGCUGAAACAAAUUUAUUUGCAAUAACAGAAGUAUUUUAUUUCUUUUUAGUCCUUAAAAAUAAAAGGAUUUGAAAGGAUAGAGAUUGUAUGAUAACUUCAUGGACACCGUCCAAAAUCUGAAAGCAUUUUUUUUAGCAUUAUAAAAUAUCAAUAGAAAAAGUCUAGACUUUAAUUAAAAGUAUCAAAAGGAAACAAGUCUACUGGCAUGCCUUUAUAAACAAUCAGGUCUAAGGUUUUGGAAAAGGUGUAGAUGUUAUGUGCAGGUAACUAACUUUUAUUGGAGCCAAAAUCUUCUGCCAAUGUGUACCGAGAGGGGCAGUUCACACGAAAAUGAAUCCGUGCCCCACUUAAUAAUUCAGUUCUAAUAGCCACUGGCAUAUGCCUGUAUCAUCAGAGAUGAAACUUGGUUAAGAGACUCACAUGACCUUCAGCAAAUUAUAACAGCAAUCUUAAAGAAUGAAAAGAUGCACUUCAGAAAGAAAAUCAUGGCCCUGUGGAAAUCAAAUGUAAAAUGUAAAUGCAUGUAAAUGCACACUUAUUGCUUCCUUUAAUGUAUUAUUUAGUGAUUUUUUAAUGACAUGUGUUUAAUAUUUUUGCUACCUACACAUUAGGCAAAAGAGAUGUAAAUAGUUUUGAACCGAAAAGGAAGAACAGUGUAAAAGACAAGUUUCUAUAGGAACUCACUCACUGCAGUGUGCUCGAUGUCAUCCUGAAGUGCAGGGCUUUCCCACAUAGGGUCAAGGUGGCUUAUGUAUUACUUCAGGCUGGAAGGUGUAUGCUCAUUCAGUAAGCAUGCAUUUUGCCAGGUAGUAAAUAUGUUCCAUAUCUAUAUUUAUCAUUGCAUUUCAGAUGGGAGCUAAAGAACUGGAGAGUCAAAUGUAAUGAAACCGCUGCUGUAAAUUAUUCCUUUUAGCAUGCAUUCACUUGCUAAAUACACAUUUCUUCAAAAUAUUUGAAUUCAGAUGUCUUUACUGUUCCCUGUAACAUAUGGUGUUCAGGAACAUAAGCUUAGGAAAUUUUGAAAACCAGAAUCAGGUUGCUAUAUAACUAGCUAACAGAUUUCUUCAUUGUAGUUAUCUGUAAAUUGGAUUCUAUAUUUAUGGUGAUGAUACAAAUUUUUAUGCCCUUUAAAUUAAAUAUUGUUCCUUUUUAUGUCAUAUCUAAAAAGAAAAUAUAGGAAUGAAGUUCUAUAAUAUGUCAUUAUCAUAAUAAGUUUGGUUUCAUUCCGAAUCUGCAAAGAUGUCAGAUUGUUAUUGUUGUUGCCUAUCCUGAAGGUCUUGGAAAAACAUUUUAUCACUAUGGAGUCAUUAGUACAACAUUUGAAAUCUUUGUCAUAUUAAUUCAUUUUUUAACACAAUUUCAAUUUAAUGGAAAUCUGUCCGGCUUCAUGGCUUCAAAGACACAUUCAACAAAUAGAGCUCAAAAUAACCUUAUUGUGUAACAACAUGCUAGGUAUAAACCAACAUGCCAAAGGCAUCCAUGUUUUUAUUUUACCUUUGUCUGUAAUCAUUAUUUAAAGUCAAUGUUAAUGUUUGCAAAAUAACAUGUUUCCAUAAAGAAGAAAACAUUAUUUUUUAAAAAGUC
This is a messenger RNA of Heterocephalus glaber (naked mole-rat), 6072 nucleotides long. It is a transcript of the gene Sema3a, whose product is annotated as semaphorin 3A. Lineage: Eukaryota; Metazoa; Chordata; Mammalia; Rodentia; Bathyergidae. The record is from RefSeq and is a predicted model, not a curated record. Gene Ontology annotation, cellular component: plasma membrane; axon; glutamatergic synapse. Gene Ontology annotation, molecular function: chemorepellent activity; semaphorin receptor binding; neuropilin binding. Gene Ontology annotation, biological process: positive regulation of cell migration; motor neuron axon guidance; semaphorin-plexin signaling pathway.